AUGGUGACCGGCGCCGCCAAACUACUAGUCUCUGCCGGCGCUGACCACCCUGCUCUCUGUCUCAGUUCCGCUAAAAGCAACGCAUUCCGCUCUUCAUCUUCUCCAUCAUCGUCAGCUUCUCUGCAGCCGAGCAGAGUUCAAUUCGCCGUCGUUAAUGUCAGCAGCAACUCCCCAAACCCUCGCUCGCUCAGGCUUUGCUCCGCCGCCGUGUCUUCCUCCGUGAGCGAAGUGAAGUCUUCCUCAGUUCCUUUUCUUGACCAUAAGGAGACCAACAUCCUUCACUUCGUCAAGUACCACGGCCUCGGAAAUGACUUCAUUUUGGUUGAUAAUCGAGAUUCUACUGUGCCCAAAAUCACUUCAGAGCAAGCGGUUAAAUUGUGCGACCGUAACUUUGGGAUUGGUGCAGAUGGAGUCAUAUUUGCGUUGCCAGGAAUCAAUGGGACUGAUUAUACCAUGAGGAUUUUCAAUUCGGAUGGUAGUGAGCCGGAGAUGUGUGGCAAUGGGAUCAGAUGCUUAGCAAAAUUUAUUUCUGAGCUUGAAAAUUCUCAAGGCAAGCAAAGUUACACUAUACAUACUGAUGCUGGCCUAAUUGUUCCUGAAAUUCAAGAAGAUGGUCAGGUUAGAGUUGACAUGGGCGAGCCAAUUUUGAAGGCAUCAGAUGUCCCGACAAGGUUGCUGCCAAAUAAGGAUCAAUCAGUUGUGAAAUGUAAAUUGGAUGUGGAUGGAGUAUCUUGGAGUGCAACGUGUGUUAGCAUGGGAAAUCCUCACUGUGUUAUUUUCGGUACGAAUUCAAGCGAGAAUUUGGAAGUUGAUGAAUUGAACCUGGCAGAAAUAGGUCCAAAGUUUGAACAUCAUGUUAUGUUCCCGGCCAGAACCAACACAGAGUUUGUGCAAGUGUUUUCUCCUAUGCACCUUAAAAUGCGUGUUUGGGAACGUGGCGCUGGGGCUACUCUAGCUUGUGGAACCGGUGCUUGUGCAGUAGUUGUCGCGGCAGUGCUUGAAGGUCGUGCAGGGAGGGCGUGUAGGGUGGAUUUACCUGGAGGACCAUUGCAAAUUGAGUGGAGAGAAGAAAAUAACCAUGUCUACAUGACUGGCCCCGCAGAGGUGGUGUUCACCGGCUCAGUUCCCCUGUAA
Molecule: messenger RNA, 1134 nt
Organism: Oldenlandia corymbosa var. corymbosa
Lineage: Eukaryota; Viridiplantae; Streptophyta; Magnoliopsida; Gentianales; Rubiaceae
Source: the annotation of a GenBank genome assembly